This is a messenger RNA of Orbicella faveolata, 2241 nucleotides long. Its product is annotated as tubulin-specific chaperone cofactor E-like protein. The record is from RefSeq and is a predicted model, not a curated record. NCBI's taxonomy places the organism in Eukaryota, Metazoa, Cnidaria, Anthozoa, Scleractinia, Merulinidae.
AUUCCACUCGUCCAGAUUCCUUGAUCCUUUGCGGUCAUUCAUAAACAAAAACAAAGAGAUAUUCGCCGAGUCUUUUUCUGAAGAAAUAUUGGCGGAAAUUUACCCAUUGAAUAUCCCAAAUAGAAUUUUGCGGAUCAAGUAGUUUAUAGGAAUAUACAAACUUCUACACGUGUGAACAAGUCCUUUCGAUGCGUUUUAUGUGACCAUGGUGGAUUCAGAAGCGAAGAAAGGAAGGCUUUCUUUCAAAGACGCUCUGUUAAGUAAAUACAGUUUUGAUGACGAGGAGAGCGAUGAAGACCUGUGCUUUAUACAUUUUACGGGAUCUCCAAAGCACAAAGCCUCUUUUGGUCAGUCAGACCACUUCCAAAAACAAAUCAUCACUCUUGAUGGCCGUGGAAUCAACUGUGCAGGUCCUGUUGGAGAGAUUGCAUCAAUUUGUCCAAAUGUUGUAGAGUUGGAUCUGGCAAAGAAUGAUCUUUCUGAUUUUCAAGAGGUAUUUCAAAUAAUUAGUCAACUACAGAAGUUGGAGUUUUUAAACCUGAGUGAAAAUUACUUGUGGCAAAGGAUUGACGACUUUACUCCAUUUAUGGCAGACCAGUGCAAGGAUUCUUUACCUUCUAUUAAAAAACUCAUCCUAAACAACACAGCCGUACCACUGGAGACAGUUUACUCUCUGUUGAAUUGCCUCACUGGAGUACAAGACCUUUACCUGAGUCUUAAUGGCUACAAAAGCAUUCCAGAUACACCAGAGCAAUAUCCAAACGUCAGAAGCUUGUCAAUCAACAAACAUGUCAUCACACAAUGGAACGAGAUUGGAAAGGUGGGAUUUGUGUUCCCAGGCUUGGUAGAGCUGCGUAUGUCAGAGUGCCCUCUGGAAAAUAUUACUGCCACUGAGAUUGCACAACAGUUUCCCAACCUGAAGGUGCUGAACCUAAAUGAUACACUGCUUGACUCGUGGGAAGCCAUUGAUGCGCUGAAAUGCUUCCCAGGAUUGACAGAUGUCAGUGUCAUGGGGAUACCCCUGCUAGAGCAGUACUCAGAUCAACACAAGCGCCAGCUUCUUAUUGCAAGGCUCCCUAACAUUCAAAAGCUUAACAAGACCGGCGUGACAGACGAAGAACGGGAAGACGCUGAACGAUUUUUCAUUCGUCAUCACAUGGAUGAUGAAAGUCCUCCUUCAAGGUAUCUUGAGCUGGUAGAUGCUCAUGGUGUGUUAGACCGACUGGCUGAGGUCAACCUUAAAGCUAAAGAAUCUGCCUUGAUCUCGUUUGUAUUUGAUGAUGAACCUCUUUUUAAGAGAGAAAUAAACCUUAUGCAGAGUACAACGAGCUUGAAAAAAUAUUUAAGUGAGAUUGUAGGGCUACCACCUCCCGGAUUCAAGGUACUUUACCGCGAUGUUGAAUUUUCCUUUGGUCUUGACGAAAUGAAGUAUGGCCCCAAAAAGCUGUAUACGUACAACAUGAAAGAUGGAGAUGAAAUACAUGUGUGGAGCCGCUGACUUAGCAGAGCACCGUUUCAAGAUUAAUUAAUAGUGAUUUUUCUUUAUGGACGUUUUUUACAGUUCAGAGGAUUAAAACUAAUUGUGUUUGAGGCAUGCGUUGUAGAAAUAACAAAACAACAGUUCUCAAUGAAGGUCACUCUUGAUCAGUUUGCUUAAAAUUUAGAAAUCCAGGUGAACAUUAAGAUAUCUUUACUUGUUAAAUGUCCGUUCCACGAGCUGUAUUGUAGCCCUGCCGACAGAUACAGAUCUUUUGUAUCAGUAGUAAAGUGAGCUUGGAGUGAGCGAACGAGACAGGGGUAACCAUUUUCUAUAACCUUAACUCUCUCGUUCACUCACCCGCGUUGACCGUUAGCUGUUCAUUAUAUUCAAAGACUUUUUCUAUCCACAUUCUUAUACAUGUACAUGCUCCUUCCCAAUAAGCUUUUCACAAUUUCUUCACUUUGAGGAUUUGUUUUCGUUUGUUAUAUGGAAAAUAGUUUCAAGGUUGGUAUCCAAAGGUUUGAUAUAAAAACCUUGGGACGUAAAUAAUAAUAUGUUUAGGAGUUAUGGUUGGCCUUUAGACACUGGAAAUAUAUAUUGAAGGUAACACAGGAGGGUUUAAACUUUGUAAAAAGUUACAUCUUAUCAUGCUUUUUGCAAUUCGAUAAUGAAAGUGAGAUCACCAAGCUCGUUUUUGAGUUAUAUAUGCUUAAAGCUACAUUUAAGGGUGUUUUAACAAGUUGCACUGUUGCUAUGGUAAC